Messenger RNA from Argentina anserina (silverweed cinquefoil), 1692 nucleotides. RefSeq names its product COP9 signalosome complex subunit 2. The record is from RefSeq and is a predicted model, not a curated record. Gene Ontology annotation, cellular component: COP9 signalosome. The coding region runs from base 140 to 1459 and encodes 439 amino acids. The transcript has 12 exons. Gene Ontology annotation, biological process: protein deneddylation. Lineage: Eukaryota; Viridiplantae; Streptophyta; Magnoliopsida; Rosales; Rosaceae.
UGCUACGCCCCUGAGAUAAAAUAAAAUAAAAGGACGAAAAUAAAAACCACUCAUAUUCUCCCUUCGCAUUAGUUCUGUGCUUUCAGUGGCGUCCGAAUCCAAACAAUCUCCGACUCCGUCCUCAGCCGCUCGAGCAGCCAUGGGUUCCGAUGCAGAUAUGGAGGAUUACGGAUUCGAGUACUCGGAUGAAGAGCCUGAGGAGCAGGACGUUGAUAUCGAAAACCAGUAUUACAACUCCAAAGGUUUGGUUGAGUCUGAUCCAGAAGAAGCACUUUCAGGAUUCAAAGAAGUAAUUGGCAUGGAGCCUGAGAAGGCCGAGUGGGGAUUUAAAGCUUUGAAGCAAACUGUGAAGAUUCACUAUCGGCUAGGGAGGUAUAAGGAUAUGCUGGAUUCGUACAGGGAGAUGUUGACGUACAUCAAAUCAGCUGUAACGCGGAAUUACAGUGAAAAAUGUAUCAACAACAUUAUGGAUUUUGUGUCCGGCUCAGCUAGUCAGAACUCUGGCCUCCUGCAAGAGUUUUAUCAGACUACUCUAAAGGCCCUUGAAGAGGCAAAGAAUGAGCGGCUUUGGUUCAAGACAAAUCUUAAGCUUUGCAAAAUUUGGUUUGAUAUGAGUGAAUAUGGGCGAAUGAGUAAGAUUUUGAAGGAACUCCACAAGUCUUGUCAAAAAGAAGAUGGUACUGAUGAUCAAAAGAAAGGAAGUCAACUUUUGGAGGUUUAUGCAAUUGAGAUCCAAAUGUACACUGAGACUAAAAAUAACAAAAAGCUGAAGCAAUUAUACCAAAAGGCUCUUGCAAUCAAGUCGGCAAUACCACAUCCUAGGAUCAUGGGAAUUAUACGAGAGUGUGGGGGUAAGAUGCAUAUGACAGAGCGUCAGUGGGCAGAUGCUGCCACAGAUUUCUUUGAAGCCUUUAAGAACUAUGAUGAAGCAGGGAACCAGAGGCGUAUACAAUGCUUGAAAUAUUUGGUUCUGGCUAACAUGCUGAUGGAGUCCGAGGUUAAUCCAUUUGAUGGUCAAGAAGCAAAGCCGUAUAAAAAUGAUCCUGAGAUCUUGGCAAUGACAAAUCUGGUAGCAGCAUAUCAACGAAAUGAGAUAUUGGAGUUUGAAAAAAUUCUGAAGAGUAAUAGGAAGACGAUCAUGGAUGAUCCAUUCAUUCGAAACUAUAUUGAAGAUCUGUUGAAGAAUAUUAGAACCCAAGUGCUGCUUAAACUCAUCAAGCCAUAUACUCGAAUUCGAAUUCCCUUCAUAUCAAAGGAGCUUAAUGUCCCUGAGAAAGAUGUUGAGCAGCUCUUGGUUUCACUUAUUUUAGAUAACAGAAUCGAUGGGCAUAUUGAUCAGGUGAACCAGCUCAUGGAGCGUAGUGACAGGUCAAAGGGAAGGAAGAAGCAUGCUGCUGUAGAUAAAUGGACCACGCAGCUGAAGUCUCUUUCCCAAACUAUUGGUAACCGAGUAUAUUGAAAAAGAAAGCAUGGUGCUGGUUUUUGUCGUUAUGUCAUGGCAUUACAACUUUACUCAUGUAAGGUUAAAAUGUUUGAGAAGCCGUGAAUGUGAUUACGAGCCUUAAGUUUAGUCGUUUGCUCAUAAGAUUUUCUGUGAUAGCCGUAGAUGCGCUACUCAUCUGUGCUAACAACAAUUCUAAUAGCAAGUUUUGGAGAGGGCAAAUGCAAUGAGUAUAUAUAUGCAGAACUAUU